AUCACUGGGUGGUAAGGCGGUCCAGUUUGUAUGGGAUUUGUCACGUUGGUUUUGGUGGUUGUAUAAGUAUGGAUCCCACAAGGGUUGUUGAGGCUCUAAGCUAUACGCUCUCUGCGGAAAAGCAAGAAAAUGGAACAAAAACACUCAAUGAGAUGCAUAAGAUUAUCGGGUUCGUUCCCACCUUGAUGAAGAUAUUUAUGGAGGAUACCGUCGAUGUGGGUGUCCGACAAGCAGCUACUUUGUAUUUUAAAAACAACAUUUCUGAGUGGUGGAAGGCAACAGAUACUGAAGAUUCCACCGAGUUGAAGUUCAGUAUACAUGAACAAGAUAAACAGGUUGUAAGAGAAUCAAUAGUUGCGGCUAUUGUUUCUGCCCCAAUUCCCUUGCAGGCGCAUCUUCAGGUGGCUCUGUCAAAAAUAAUUAGAUCUGAUUUUCCUGUACGUCUUCAAGAGUUUCCUGAGCAAGUUAAGCAUUUCAUUCUAUCCAGCGAUCAUCUCCACUUGCGAGGAGCUUUAAUUUGUCUUCACUCUUUUGUUGGUACUUACACCUACAAUAAGAAUGAUGAGCCACAAGAAGUGGUUUCUGUAAUGCGAGGUUUCUUCCCAAUCUUGUAUUCAACUUUAUCAAAUCUCGUUGGAGAAGAGUCUGAAAAUUCGCACAUACUUCAAACGCUCAUCAUUAAAAUCUUCAAUGCAUUCAUCAAAUACCAUUUCCCGUUGGAUGCGAUGGAAAAAGAAUUAUUUGGACGUUGGAUUGAUAUGUUAUGCACGAUAUUAGGUAAUUUCAAAAAUACUGUUUCCGACCCAUCGGACUACGUGUGGAAGUUGAAGAAAUGGGCGAUAAGAAUACUGUACAGGAUUCUGACUCGCUAUGGCAGUCCUGGAGCUGUCGCCAAGCGAUACCAAACAUUCGCAGAGUGGUACCUCAAGUCAUUUUCGGGACAAAUAAUUCCCGUGCUUUUAAAUAUAUGUGAAGUAUACAGGCAAAAGUCGUUUGUCUCUAAACCUGUUCUAAGCCAAACAUUGGAUUACUUUUCCUCGGCAUUAGGGCAUUCAUUUUCAUGGAAGUUACUGCUGCCACAUUUCUCACUUUUGGUCCGCGAGGUUAUAUUUCCUCUGAUGUCAUAUUCAGAAGAAGAUGCAGAACUUUGGCAAGAUGAUCCAAUUGAGUAUAUUCGAGCGGAAGCAGGUGAGUGGGGCUCCUUGCCUGAUGCAGCAUCCACACUCCUUAAUCAGGCGUGUGUUAAACGCCGUGGUGUGUUAAAUAACGUUAUGCCAUUCUGUAUCCACAUACUAAGUUCUGACAGUCCACCCAUUGAGAAAGAUGCUGUUUUGCACAUGUGUACAGCGAUUGCUGAAAUUCUGUUAAAGAAAGCCGCAUACAAAUCCCAAUUAGAGUCAUUUCUUGUCGGUCAUGUACUACCAACCUUACAUGCUCCCGAAGGUUAUCGUCGUGCCAGAGCAUACAGAUUGUUGGAAAAACUAUCAGACGCGAAAUUCAGUGACCAAAACAUCCUUGCACAAGUUGUUGAUGAAGUACGUAAAGCUGCAUGCUUCGAUUCGGAGUUACCUGUCCGUGCAUUUGCUGCACUUUGUCUCUCUGAGUUAGUUAGAUCCCAGGAAACUGCUCAUCAAAUUCUGGCUCCUUACUUACAUGAACUUCUGACACGUUUACUGGAGCUUCUCCGACAGACUGAAUUCGAUGAUUUGAAUAAUGUGAUUGGAACGCUAAUACAUUCGUUUGAGAAAGAGAUGAUUCCAAUUGCUGCUGUGGUUAUGCAGAAUUUGUGUGAUACGUUCCUUCAACUUGCUCAUUCAUCUGAAAAUGGACUGUCUGGUGAAACAAAUGAAUAUGAAGACGCAGAAGGUACUUUCGAGAAUAGGUGUAUAGUUGCUACCAGCAUUUUGGACAACAUGGAGUCCAUACUGCAGGUGGCUGAAGAUCACGAAAAUGUUACUACAGAACUUGAGCCUAUUGUUGUGCGUUUAGUUCAGUGUAUAUUUGAUCGUAAUGUGAGCGAGUUUUAUGAUGAGGCACUCACAUUCGUCUUCUCGCUGACAACCAAAAAGAUAUCUCCAAUUUUGUGGCAACUUUUUGACCAAUUAUAUCCUGUAUUCAAAAGAGAUGCGUGCGAAUGCUUUUCUGAAAUAAUGCCAUGUCUGCAUAACUACGUAACAGUAGAUCAUGCGGCUUUUCUAUCCGAUCCUAAACGUAUCGAACAAGUUACAACCAUGUGCUCAGAGAUAUUUCAAAUGGAUGAUCAAGAAAGGCUACAAAUGCAUGCUGCAAAGUUAUUGGAGGUAAUUUUACUCGACUAUCGGGGUCAAAUAAACCCCUAUGUACCGAAGUAUAUUGAAAUGGCUCUUGCUCGUCUUACACGUCCACUUGUUGUAAGCGAACUGAGAACACUUUGCCUGCAGGUUGUGAUUGCCGGAUUACUUUAUUCACCUAUGGAUAUGCUCCAGAUGAUGACAGAGCAUCCGUGGCCUGGGACUGAAGCUAAUAUUCUCUCUGAAUUCUUGAAACGAUGGCUUCACGAUGCAGACUGCUUCCUUGGGUUACAUAACAGACGUAUAUGUGUUUUGGGGCUGUGUUUGUUAAUCUCCUUACCAGUUGACAAAAGAACAAAUGCAAUAAUGGCAUCUUGUAAAGAAUUUAUUCCAACAUUAUUAUUAUUAUUUUCUGGACUAAAGAAGGCAUAUGCAACGAAAGCGUCUGAUCAAAAUGAAGACGGUAAAAAGAUAAUUUCUACUACUCAUAUAUUUCGGGUAGUAUUUCGCUUUAUGUCCCGUUCUAUCAAAAUUGUUUAAUAGUUGCUAAAAGAUUACUGUACUACAUAUUAGUCAGUUCUGUUGAGGUUAUCAUUAUAUGUCUGUUUAUUACAUCAUCAGUAUAUUAUUUUAACAUAAAAUGAGAUAUUGAAGAUGUGUGUCUGUUUUUAGAUUCAUCGGAAGAAGAAUCUGAUAGCGAAGAAGAUUUAGAUGGAAAGGCAUUGGGAAGCGAUGAAGAUGAAGUGGACGAAGAAAGCGUUCGUUAUCUAGAAAUGCUAGAAGGAGAUGUAGGUAUUAUUUUGCACUGUAGUUUUAAUGAACAGGACGCAAAAAUAACUUGUUGUAAGGGAUUUUUUUAUAGUUUGCCUGUAGGUUUAUUUCUCACUAUGAAUUGAUGCUGGACAGACAAAUCAACAUAAAAGCGCACCAGUUCAGGUUACCACAAGCUGAAUGGAUCCACCAAAAUGAUAAUAUGGUUUUCUGUGCUUAAACUUCUCAGCAAGCCACUGUUUUUUGCAUAAUGGCUGCCAUAAAUAAAUCCGAUUAUGUCCAAACCUAUUUGUGAACAAUCUUACACUUGCUCACUGUGAACUCACUAAAUGUAGUUUUAAUCUCUGCCGCUACACAAGUUUAUUUAUCUCUACUUUCUUUAAGUACUGCCUUUGGCACUCGGAAACUGGAAACUUCGUCUUGUCGCAUACUUGGAGUGUGACUUGUCAACACUUGCCUACGUUUUAUUAGUAUGAGAGUAGGAUUUGGUCAAUGUGGUAGGCACUUUGAUUCCAAUCAGUGGGCUCUAGCUUGAAAGUUAUCUUCAGAUACUUCGGUCUAGACAAACGUGUAGUCAUCACUAUAAAUGCGGCUCUUAACUUAGUGCAUAAACACCGAAACCGCAUUAGGUUGUAUUAUCAGUUAUUAUUUUGUCUCUGGCUGAUUCUGUUAAUCUAUUCUUAUCAAGUUGUUAAACGGAAAAAGGUUCUAUACUUCAGGCUUCGGUUGUUUCAUUCCUUCGUAUGAUCUUUUUAUGACUUUCUAUCAUUGAUUACUUUCCUCAUUGGCUGAAGAUCGCGCUAUAUCGUGAACUAACCGAAGUAAAAAAUAUGGACCAUCAGAUUCCGAUCCAGUGGCUCAGUGGUAACGUGCUAGCCGCGGAACCUGAAGGUCGUGAGUGCGAAUUGCUAAGGAGUCUCAUACUAGGAUGAAACAGCUGUCCAGUGCUCCCAGGUUUUUAAUGUUACUACAACUGAUGUCAGUCCACGAUGAAUACUAAUCUGAAAUCAGUAAACAAUUUUGCAAAAACUUGCAAAUUGAAAUGUGAGGUCGUGUAUAUACACUUUAUCUCGCUGUUGAUGCAAUCUUGUGGAAGUGUCAAUUCCCACAUAUAACUGUAAUGUUCUAAGAUUUGGUGGUUGUAAUUAAAAUGCUACAACAUUUUCACUAGCUGACACAUUCUAGAAUAUGUCUUAUCAGUAAAUUGUUGAAUCGGCUGAACUGUAACCGGAUUUCUAGCUUAUCAUGUCUAGCAUGAUUUUAGCAUGAGAGCUAUCAAUUGUAGCGAAAGGACUGAUAAUAUGCUUCAGCAACAUAUCUGAGUGCUUCCGAUUUCGCAGUGAUUAUGGUAUAUCUUGAAAUGUCCUGUUCUGUUAUUUCAGCAUGAAUUAAUUACUUUAGAAACACUAGCACGAUGAAACUGCAGACUUCUAAUUUCUGGUACUCUGUUGUCCGCAGUUUGCAAACUUAACAAGCGCUAAACGACAACAGGCUUCGACCCUUAUAUAGUUGGUGAUGUGGUUCACUAGCUUAAGCGCUUAGCUUUCAACCAAUGGUUCCUGGGUUCAUACCCACCCUGGACGACCAGAUAUUAUCAUGCUCCGUCGCAUAGUAACUAUGGCUUGUAGCGUAGUAGAUUAACCUGGAUCGGAUUGAGUCAUUGCAUAUUAUUUUCAUAUCAUUAAGUUGGUGUAACUGACUAUUUGCUUCAUAUUUCAGGACAACUCUAUUGAUGACGAAGACGACGAUGACGAAACUGAUGAUGAAGAAACCUUGGAACUGUUUGAUACACAAAUGGACAAGCCUGAAUGUGAUAUGGAUGAGUACGUUACUUUUUACCGAGUGAUGACGGACUUGGAACAGUCUGAUUUUGUGUGGUAUGGUCAGUUGAUCAACCACCUUACUGAACAACAGCAGAAAGAUCUCAAAGAAGUCGUGGAGACAGCUCUAAAAUGUAUUCAACAGAAAGAGUCCAAAAUGAUUGAGCAAGCAGGAGGAUACGCUUUCUCACCAGUUAUUCCUAGCAGUUUUGAAUUUGGAUCAUCCAAUGAACAGUCAAAAUGAUUCAAGGUCUCACUUCAUCACUUUUGUGUAUAGUUUAAAAAACGAGAGUGUAUUUCAAUUUUCAAGUUCAUUUUCUCAAAAAUCACUUAACUGUGAACAGCAAGCAAUGUGUUUAUCCAUAUUACCUACAUCCACCGGGUAAUCUUGUUUCUUCUUUCAGGUCGCCCAGAAAUGUACACAUUUAGACUUCACUGUUUGUGCUCUGAGUUUGUUUUCAAACGAUCUCGAAGUGUAUUCGUUUUUUUGCGAAAUCUAGAAUUAUCUUUCUCCAUUACUGCAAACACUUGUCUUCUCCUGCGGACUAUUAUUUUAAUUGUUUGAUAUAGUUGUGGUUUCUUGCCUGGUUUUUUGGAGUUACUGACUUUUGAACAAUAUUGAUUGUGUAAAAUUCCUGGUGAAUAGUCUCUUACCUUUCAGGAAUUUUUUGAUUGUUAUUUUUGGACCUCCCUGAGACUUACUGUCCUCUUUUAUUCUACUGAUUUGAAAAAGUGAUCUAAUUAUUAUGUACUAAUGAAAAGUGGAUAAAUAUUAUUCUUCCUCGCUCUCUUGACAUGGAAUCUCCUAGAUGUUUAAUAAUGAUGAAAUGCCUUGAUUUGCCAAAGUCUUUUGUCCAUCUCAUUGAUAAUAUUAAGUAACAUUUUGUGUCGUACCUACAUCUUUUUGAAGUAAACUUGGAUCUUGUGACCUCUUUGACUGACUCAAAGCAGAUUUAAUUGUUGAAAUGGUCCGAGAAUCUAUCUGUGUUUGAUGUGUCGAAAAUUAGUAGUUAAGUAUAUUUUAGAGUGUCUGUAACUGUGAUUAACUAUGUUUAUAUGAUAUUAAUUAUAUGAGUAGUUAGUCAUGUGAAAUAGCGACUUUAUCAUUCGACUUCCAACCAAUGGGUUCUUAAUUAAAAUCGCUUCCCUAUC
Molecule: messenger RNA, 6013 nt
Organism: Heterobilharzia americana
Lineage: Eukaryota; Metazoa; Platyhelminthes; Trematoda; Strigeidida; Schistosomatidae
Source: the annotation of a GenBank genome assembly